Molecule: messenger RNA, 2551 nt
Organism: Dermatophagoides farinae (American house dust mite)
Lineage: Eukaryota; Metazoa; Arthropoda; Arachnida; Sarcoptiformes; Pyroglyphidae
Source: RefSeq, a predicted model, not a curated record
UUCCAAUUAUUAUUUAUCACAACAACAACAUCAUCAUCAACAACAACAACAACAACAAACAACAAAAGCUAAUCAAUUUCAACCAACACGAAUUUAUACCAUUCGUACUGGACGUGCUAUCGAUCAUAAUAAACAACAAAAUCAUUAUCAUUUAAAUAAUAAUUUACAUAAUAAUAAUGAUAAUGAUAAUAUCGCUUCAACAUCACAACAGAUAUCAUCGACAUUAUCAUUAUCACAGCAGCAGCAGCAGCAGCAACAACAACAACAACAACAAUCCUCUCAAACAUUAUCAUCUCCGUUUUAUCGAACAAUUCCAUCAUCAUCAUCAAGUUCAUCGUCGGCAUCUUCGUCUUCGAUGAUCAACGUUAAUAAUAAUAAUAAUAAUAAUCCUCAUCAUCAUCAUCAUAAUCAUCAUCCAUAUCAUCAUCAAUAUCAUCAAAAUUAUAAUUCACUUCCUCAACAACAACAACAUGAAUCAAGACAAAUAUCACCAAGAAGCCAUCAGUCAUCAUCAUCAUCAUCAUCAUCAUCAUCAUCAUCGAUAACACCAUUAACAUUACAUUCGAUUAAUAAUAAUGAUAAUAAUAGUAGUAGUAAUACCGGAAAUUCAGGAAUGAUAAUGUCAAGUAGUACGAAUAAUGGUGGCGUUUCCUCUUCAAAUAUUAUAGCCAAUACGGCAACAACAACAACAACAACAGUGAUUCAUCAUCCAAGCACAUGUUCGAAUGAUCGAUCUCAAACAGCAUGUACAUUCAAUCUAUUAUGUUAUCUAGCAAAUGGUAUACCGAUUGAAGGUUGUGAAGAGAAUCCAUCACUUACAUGUUGUUAUAUAAGACUAAAAAAUCCAAUACCAUCUACAAUAACUGCAGCAGCACAGAAAUUAGAUAUUGGACCUAGUUAUUCAUUAUAUUAUCAACAACAACAACAACAACAACAACAAUCACAACAGAGAACACCAACAAUUUCAUCCGAACAAACAUCACCAUCAUCAUUAACACCGAUUACGACAUCUUUAACAUUGUUUGAAUCGCCGACAACGACGAUGACUACGGCGACGACGACGACCACCACCACCACCACAACGACAACAACACCGAUUCCACCAGUGCAAUCAUCAUUGAAUCAUGAUACACGUUCCACAGUUGGUGGUAGUUCAUUAUUGAUCAAUGAUAAUAAUGGUUAUCAUCAUCACCAUCAUAAUCGUAAUCAUCAUCAUUUUAAUCAUCAUAAUUCAUUACCAUCAAUGACAUCACUACAUAUGAUUUCGUUGACCAAUAAUAAUAAUAAUAAUAAUAAUCAUUUAAAAUCAUCAUUUCGUAAUCAACAACAACCAUUAAUAACGGAUAAUAGCGUAAUGAAUAUGAAAAUUCAUAGUUUAGAUUCUCAUUAUAGUACAUCACCAAUACAAUAUCUUCAUCAUCAUCAUCACCAACAUCAUCAUUCAUCACCAUCAUCAUCACCAUCAUUAUCGGGUUAUAAUUCUGGAUCGUCGUCAACAUUUGAACAAUCAUUUAGUCAGAAAAAUGAUCUACUUUCACCAUAUGAGCCACAAUCGAUGACAACUUAUCGUAAUCAAAAUGAAUUUGAUUAUGCAGUUAAUAAUGCUAUACGUCGUACACGACCAGAUAAUAUUAUGAAAUCGGUAUUUCAGGAAAUUGUUAAUCGAAAAUAUUAUGCACGAAAUUAUAAUAUUGAUGAUAUUUGUGGUAAACCAAUGUCGAAACCACGUAGUCGUAUUAUUGGUGGACAGGAUGCAUAUUUUGGUGAAUUUCCAUGGCAAGUUCAUAUAAAAAUUACUAAACAUCAAUGUGGUGGUGCAUUAGUUAAUUCACGAUUCAUUGUUACCGCUGCACAUUGUAUUUAUCAAGCUCCUAUGCAUCAAUUAAAUGUGAUUAUCGGUGCACAUGAUAUUGAAGAUCAUCGAUUUCAGGAUAUACCACCACAAUAUUUUCGUGUAUCACGCGUUAUAUUGCAUCCGAAUUUUCGUUUUUCGGCCAGUCAUCCGGAUCGUUAUGAUGUUGCACUCAUUAAAUUGGAUAGUCCGGUUCGUUUUAGUGAUAGUGUAUUACCAGUUUGUCUUCCAAUUGAAGAGAAUUUAAAUUUUGAAGGACGUAAAGGUGUAGUCACUGGUUGGGGUAAAACUGAUCCAGCAUUAAGUAAUCGUUAUGGAACACGUUUAUUACAAAAAGUUGAUGUACCAAUUAUUGAUAAUGGAAAAUGUGAAACAUGGCAUCGUACACGUGGUAUUGAUUUACGUAUUUUCUCCGAAAUGAUGUGUGCUGGUUAUGAAGAUGGACAAAAAGAUGCUUGUGUUGGUGAUUCCGGUGGACCAUUAGUGAUCAAUAUAAAUGGCCGUUGGACAUUGGCCGGUAUAACAUCGGCCGGUUUUGGUUGUGCACAAUCUCGUCAACCGGGUAUUUAUCAUCGUGUAUCACAUACGGUGGAUUGGAUACGACAAACAUUACAUGAUGAAGAGGAAAAAGAAAAUUCAAAUAUCAUUUAACAUCAAUUGAAAUUGAUUCAUUGAUUCAGCAAUAAUAAUCAAAUGAAU